Messenger RNA from Mugil cephalus (flathead mullet), 2119 nucleotides. It is a transcript of the gene ackr4b, whose product is annotated as atypical chemokine receptor 4b. Gene Ontology annotation, molecular function: scavenger receptor activity; chemokine binding; chemokine receptor activity. The transcript is spliced from 2 exons. Gene Ontology annotation, biological process: immune response; G protein-coupled receptor signaling pathway; chemotaxis. Gene Ontology annotation, cellular component: membrane. NCBI's taxonomy places the organism in Eukaryota, Metazoa, Chordata, Actinopteri, Mugiliformes, Mugilidae. The record is from RefSeq and is a predicted model, not a curated record. The coding region runs from base 761 to 1876 and encodes 371 amino acids.
UGUUGAUUUCUACGGAGCAUAAACAUAUGAACGAAUAAGAGACAGAGAUAUUAAAAACAAGCUGUCAAUUUCCGAGGAAGCAGGGGAAUGAGGAAACGGUACUCACGGGGAAAAAAAACUAAAAAUUAGGAAACGCAACCCACGUACAGUACUGAAAUACAGUGGUCUUUUCAGAAAGUAAAAAAAAAAAAAGAAAAAAAGAAAAGCAACAACCAACGGUGCUUCUUUAACACGCUGCAUUCCACCAGCCCCUGCUUAUCCCAGAGAGCUCUCCAAAUAGGACAAAGACUGAAACAUAUCAUGUGUUGUUUUAUUAGCCUCUAUCUAUGCCUUAGUUUAGCUCUGACAUACAGUAAACAAAGUUCAGUCACCAGGGCACACCCUGCAGAGUCCAAGAGAGCACAACUGGAUAAUGUAGAGACUGAAAAACAACUCCUCUAUGUAAAAGUGCUUUGCUUCGAAUGCCAGUAAAUACUUGAAGGAUUUGCAUUCAUCUUAGCCAUCCAUCCUGGCAUGCACUCAAACACGCACGCCCUCAGAGCUACGUGGAGAGGGGACAUGCUCCCGGGUGUCAGCAGUGGAGGGCGGGCUCAGGCUUAGUCACUCCAGCGCUGCACUCUAUGCAACAUUUCUCCUCACUCACUCACACACACACACACACACACAUCACACGCACACACACACAUAACUCCUGGUGUGGCAAUAAAACUGGAUUAAAAUCAUCUUUACAAAUCUCACGCAAAGAACCAACACAAGAAAAAUGGCUGAUAUGGAUUAUGUCGGCGAAGAUGACUCCAGCUACAACGAAAGCUACGAGUACGAUUACGAGCACAGCGUCUGUGACAAAGAGGAUGUGCGCUCUUUCGCUGGCGUCUUCCUCCCGGCUGUCUACGCCGUGGCUCUGGUGGUCGGCCUGGCUGGGAACUCCCUGGUGGUUGUGGUCUACACGUCGCGGCUGAGGCUGCGGACGCUGACGGACGUGUGCAUCCUUAACCUCGCCAUUUCGGACCUGCUGCUCCUCCUCACCCUGCCCUUCUGGGCGGCCGACGCCGUCCACGGCUGGAUGUUGGGCUUGGCGGCCUGCAAGAUCACCUGCUUCCUGUACAGCACCAACUUCAGCUGCGGCAUGCUGAUGCUGGCGUGCAUCAGCGUGGACCGCUACCGCGCCGUCACCCAGAGUCCGACGAGCAGAACCGGGACGGGGCACCGGGCGAAGAGACAGUGGCUUCUGGUGUGCGUCGUGCUGUGGGCUACGGCCAGCUUUCUAGCCCUUCCCGAAUUAAUUUUCUCCAGGGUGAAGCACUCCCACCACAGGAGUUUCUGCACGGCCGUUUAUCUGCCCAGCAUGGCUCGGCCUGUGAAGGCUUCCCUGGAGCUGCUGGAGGUGACUCUUAGUUUCUUGCUGCCCUUCCUGGUCAUGGUGGUGUGCUACUCCUUGGUGGGGCGGGCGCUGACCAAGGCCGUCGGGGUGCAGAGGGACCGGAAGUGGCGCGCCCUGCGGGUGCUCCUGGCCGUGGUGGCCGUGUUCCUCCUCACCCAGCUGCCCUACAACGUGGUCAAGCUGUGCCGCGCGAUGGACGUCAUUUACAUGCUCGUGACCGACUGCGAGGUCAGCAAGAGCCUGGACCGCGCCCUCCAAGUGACGGAGAGCCUGGCCCUCACCCACGCCUGCAUCAACCCCCUCCUCUACGCCUUCAUCGGGUCCUCCUUCCGGGGACACGUGCUAAAGGCCGCCAAGCACCUCGGGCAGCGGCUUGGGAGACACUCGAGACAUGUCCCGGAGGAGCCGGCGGUGGAGAUCGCCCUCAAGGCGAACAAUCAAGCCGAAUCCCAAUCCGGUUCGGAAGACCAAGAUACCAGCACCUUCACUAUUUAAGACUCUUAUCUAUUUCCUAGUAAGCACCUAUACAAAAUUAGACUAUACGUCUCUGUAUUUACACGCUUUACUAUCAUACAAGACAGAUAUCAGUAGCCAUAGAUAUUAAUUCUUACAUAUGUAUGUACAGUGACUUUAUAUGCACUAACUACACAAAGUAUUUUGUAUAAAUGAUGUAUUUUGGUAAAUAAAAGAACAAAUAUUUUCAGUGACAUGCAAUUAAAUGCAGCUGAAGCUCUGAAA